AGUUUCGUCGCCACUCAAUCCAUACAAAAAAAAUUCACAUUUCUCUCUCCCUCCCAAUCCCAACAUCCCACAACAAAUUAACACAAAACAUUCCGUUAUGUGCAGCGACGCCGAUCACGGCGGCGCCACCGCGCUCGCCGCCAUCCACCCCGACAUAAUCCAGUCGCACAUCCUGAACCGGCUGGACGGCCCCACCCUGGCCUCCACCAGCUGCGCCUCCGCGCAGUUCCUCUCCCUCUGCGCCGAGGACCUCCUCUGGCGCCAAAUCUGCAACGCCACGUGGCCCUCCACCGCCCACCCCACCGUGCGCGCCGCCAUCUCCGCCUUCCCCUCCGCCCACCGCUCCUUCUACUCCGACUCCUUCCCCGCCGUCGCCCGCCAGGGCGGCGCCUCCCCCCUCCGCCGCCGCGCGCCGCCGCAGCAGGCGACGCAAACGCUGAUCUCCGCCGUGGACGUCUACUGCGACGACAAAUUGAUCUACUCGCGCGUGAAGGAGACGGAGACGCGCUCCGGUUGGUUCCAGAGCUCCCCCUUCAGGAUCGACCUGGUGGACCCCAAGGAGGCCGUGGCGGCGCCCCUCCGAUUCGACGGCGAGGACGGCGCGUGCAUGGAACUCGCCAGGGAGCGCCUCCGCCUGAGCUGGAUCCUCAUCGACCCCGCCAAGGGGCGCGCGGUCAACGUCGCCAGCGCCGCCGCCGUGGAGGCGCGGCGCCACUGGCUGACGGAGGACAUACAGCUCCGCUACGCCACGGUGGUGGACGCCGGGAACGGGGAGCUGGUGCAGUGCGCCGCCGUGGUGACCUGCGGCGGGAAGGACGGCGGCGAGCUGCAGGUGAGGGAGAUCAGCAUGCAGGUGGAGGACAUGGAGGGGAAGAUCCUCACCGGGUCCCACAGCCUGGGGAUUCUGGACGCCGCCAUGGAAGGCCGGAGGCUGAAGAGCCACGUCGGGAUGCAGAGGGAGGCGUACCAGAUGUUCCUGAGGAUGAAGAUACAGUCUAGAGAGAGAAAGCAGAGGAGAGAGAGGAGCUUGGACAUAGUGUGCAUAGCUGCCGGAGUCGCUAUUUUUGUCGCCAUUUGGACAUUUCUCUUGUCCAGAUAAUUAUUUAUUUUAAUUUUUUUGGAGUUGUGUAAAAAGAAAAGAGAAGAAAACUGAAAUACAGUUAAAAUAGGUAAAAAAGGGUGUGAAAGUGAAAACCUAGAAAAAUUAAUAGAGAAUUCAGAAAAGUCGAUAAUAUUAUUUUAUUCA
Molecule: messenger RNA, 1246 nt
Organism: Salvia miltiorrhiza (redroot sage)
Lineage: Eukaryota; Viridiplantae; Streptophyta; Magnoliopsida; Lamiales; Lamiaceae
Product: F-box protein At2g27310-like
Exons: 1
Coding region: 98-1099 (333 amino acids)
Molecular function (GO): protein binding
Source: RefSeq, a predicted model, not a curated record